AUGGAGAGUAAUAACUGGUUAGAACCACCGGUAUGGGGUAGUAGCUCUGAGGAAGGGACGGUAGACGGUUUGAGUAGGACUUUUGAGACACUUGGUCGUGAUAUCUUAAAUAACGAGGAUCAGGAGGAUCCGCUCGAGCACAAUGCUUGGGGGAGUGCUACCACGCCAAAUAUCCAGGCGGAAUUGACUAAGGGGCUGCGUGUGGGGGUUGCAGAUACUGGGGGGGAUAGAGAUGAUGAUUUGCGACCCCCGGUGGAGGGGGAGAUUCUGCAUUCGCAGCAGUUGCUUUCGUCGCUUGCACCAGAGAAGGAUCCCUUGCAGGGGUUGGUGGCAGCGAAUUCGGUGAGGUCUCCUACUAAGGGUGAUCCGUUAUUUAUGGGGUUUGGUAACUCGCCAAUUGCUGUUGAGGAAUUUGACUCAAAAAAUUCAGCUAAUGCUUUAAGGGGAACCACGACGCCUACAAAAAAGCAUGGUAAAGUGCAGAGGUUAUUUAGCACUAAAAUGUUACGUCGGACGCCACUAACUGAGGAACAGGAGAAUGAUCUGAUCGUGGAUCCAUUGGGAGACCUGUCGCAGCAGUCAGCAGAGCAAGAGUUUGUUGACGAACCGCUAGAGGAAUCGGUGUUUGAUUCGAAGUUGAACCUAUUGCAACAAAUGGAGGCUCCGUUAUUCGAAGCUUCACAAAGUAAACCAAGGUUAACACAGCAGUUGCAGCUCGUGGCUGAUCCUCCAAGGCAGCUUCACCGGAAGCUGCAAUCGCUAUCGCAACAGAAGGACCAGCAGGAAGCAUCUAGUAAUGUAUUUGAGAUCGAGGUUGUAGAUCCAAUUAAAGUGGCUGAUCUUACGUUCUCUCAUGUUGAAUAUACGGUCCAUACGAAGUCCAGUUCUCUAGAGCCUAGCGAGGUCACUGUCAAGAGACGCUACAGAGACUUUAGGUGGUUAUACCGUCAGUUACAGAGUAAUCAUUGGGGCAGAAUUAUCCCCCCACCUCCUGAUAAGCAAACUGUUGGUAGGUUCAAACAGGACUUUAUCGAAAAUAGGCGAUUUCAAAUGGAGCGAAUGCUAAAAAAAAUUGGGCAGAAUACCAUUUUCCAAAAAGAUGAAGAUUUCAUAAUGUUUUUAACUAGCUCAAAUUUCUCUCAAGAUUCUAAGGUCAGGGAACACCUUACAGGUUCAAGAGCGGUUAAUGACAGUAGUGAUCUCUCGGAGAUUCACAUAAGCGAACUUAAAUUAUUGGGGCCGGAGGACGCAGAGACUGUUAUCAAGAAUGGCGGUUUGGAUAGUGAUUCCAAUUCAACUUUUAUGCGCAUCUCAUUCAGUUCACCACCUAGAUACACUGAACCAGAUUCUUAUUUCGUGGAGAGAAGACAACAAGCCGAUAUAUUGGAAGAACAAUUAAAACAGAUGUACAAAUCUUUAGAACUGGUUGACUCCCAAAAGAAUGAACUGGUGUCUGUAAUCAAGGAGUUUGCUGCAACUCUCAAAGCUCUCGUAGAUUUGGAAGCCUCAAAGAAAAUCUCAGAUUUAUUAUCUAAUUUUUCAGAAGUACAUCGGAGAAUUAUGGAAUCAGUACAGAGAACCUCUUUACAGGAUUCCCUGACACUAGGUAUCACAAUUGAUGAGUACCUGAGAUCAUUAGGAAGUAUUAAGGCGAUAUUUAACCAACGUUCAAAACUAGGAUACUAUCUUGUUCUUGUCGAGUCUGACAGGGUUAAGAAGCAAGCCCAGUUGCAGAAACUCACCAAUAAUAUGAAGAGUCCACCUGAUAAAAUUGAGGCCACAAAACAGGAAUUGUUUGCUUUGCAAAGGAGACAACAGGUGAUAAAAGAACACUGGGACCAAAUUGCCGAAGUUAUGAGAGAUGAAUUGACAAACUAUUAUGACGCUAAGAUUGCAGAUUUUAGAAAUAAUAUGGAAAUAUAUUUGGAAUCUGCAAUUGAAACACAAAAGGAAUGCAUUGAACUCUGGGAAACAUUCUAUCAAAAUAAUUUGUAG
Messenger RNA from Eremothecium cymbalariae DBVPG#7215, 1995 nucleotides. RefSeq names its product sorting nexin 1 (gene VPS5). Gene Ontology annotation, molecular function: phosphatidylinositol binding. Gene Ontology annotation, biological process: retrograde transport, endosome to Golgi; protein retention in Golgi apparatus. The record is from RefSeq and is a predicted model, not a curated record. NCBI's taxonomy places the organism in Eukaryota, Fungi, Ascomycota, Saccharomycetes, Saccharomycetales, Saccharomycetaceae. The transcript has a single exon. Gene Ontology annotation, cellular component: endosome. Bases 1 to 1995 code for a protein of 664 amino acids.